GAAGGGUUUCUGAAGCCUGGGCGGGAAAUCUCCUGGCGCGUCUAAUUGGCUCGUCCAUGAUGAGUGACUUCUGGUUUCCAAUCCAAGAUGGCUGCGUCCAUGGCACGGCUCUUGUGGCCUUUCCUGGCCCGCCAGGGGCUCCGGUCCCGAGGACGCAGCGUGUGCAACCAGAACCCAAGGAGGAAUUUCGCUACAGAGAAACGAGUUCGGAACCUCCUGUACGAACACGCACGAGAGGGCUACAGCGAGCUUCCUUACGUGGACAUGGAGUCGGUGUGCGCAUGCCCAGAAAAAGCCGCGCGCUCCCUGGAGCUCCGCAAGGGGGAGCUGCGGCCGGCCGACCUGCCUGUGAUUAUCUCCACGUGGCAGGAGUUGAGGCAGCUUCGGGAGCAGAUCCGGAGCCUGGAGGCAGAGAAGGAGGCUGUGGCAGAGGCAGUGCGGGCCCUGCUGGUAAACCAAGGCAGUGACCAAGUGCAGAAGGACCCCCAGUAUCAGGGCCUGCGGGCCCGCGGCCGGGAAAUCCGGAAGCAGCUCACACCCUUGUACCCCAGAGAGACCCAGCUGGAGGAGCAUUUCUACCAGCAGGCACUGCGGUUGCCCAACCAGACCCACCCAGACACGCCUGUUGGGGAUGAGAGCCAGGCAAGAGUGCUCCGUGUGGUAGGCGAAAAGCCGGCAUUCUCCUUCCAACCCCGAGGCCACCUGGAAAUUGGCGAGAAACUGGACAUCAUCCGGCAGAAGCGCCUGUCUCAUGUGUCUGGCCACCGGUCCUAUUACCUGCGUGGGGCUGGAGCCCUCUUACAGCACGGCCUGGUCAACUUCACCCUCAGCAAGCUUGUCAGCAGGGGCUUCACCCCCAUGACGGUUCCAGACCUUCUGAGAGGAGCUGUGUUUGAAGGCUGUGGAAUGACACCAAAUGCCAACCCAUCCCAGAUUUACAAUAUUGACCCCUCCCGCUUCGAAGACCUCAACCUGGCUGGGACGGCAGAGGUGGGCUUGGCAGGAUACUUCAUGGACCACUCUGUAGCUUUCAGGGACCUUCCAGUCAGGAUGGUUUGUGCCAGUACUUGCUACCGGGCAGAGACAGACACCGGAAAGGAGCCUUGGGGGCUAUACCGAGUCCAUCACUUCGCUAAGGUGGAGAUGUUUGGGGUGACAGGCCCUGGGCUGGAGCAGAGCUCGAAGCUGUUGGAUGAGUUCCUGUCCUUGCAGGUGGAGAUCUUGACGGAGCUGGGCUUGCAUUUCCGGGUACUGGACAUGCCCACCCAGGAACUGGGCCUUCCUGCUUAUCGCAAGUUCGACAUUGAGGCCUGGAUGCCCGGCCGAGGCCGCUAUGGUGAGGUCACCAGCGCCUCCAACUGCACAGACUUCCAGAGCCGCCGUCUAUAUAUCAUGUUUGAGACAGAGACCGGGGAGCUGCAGUUCGCACACACGGUGAAUGCCACGGCCUGUGCUGUCCCACGAGUCCUCAUUGCCCUCCUGGAGAACAAUCAGCAAAAGGAUGGUUCAGUCCUUGUGCCAGCCGCUCUCCAGCCCUACCUAGGCACUGAUCGGAUCACAGCCCCUACCCACGUGCCUCUCCAGUACAUCGGCCCCAAUCAGCCUCAGAAGCCCAGGCUCCCCGGCCAGUCUGCCGCCAGAUGACAGCCGUCUGCUCCAGAGGCUGGUGUUCUAGAGGCCCCCGGUACUUAGUCUUUCCCCUGCAGCUGGUCCUGAUGUCUCUGUACUUGUCACCUCCCCUCCUGGACGCCUGAGUCUACCUCUGUCCCUUCCCUGCCGGUGACCCCUGUUAUCCCUGGGGCUGUGUCAUCCUGUGGCAGGAAGAAGGCCAUCCCAGCUUCCUCAUCACACCUCAGUGCUGAGCAGAAUGCCCACAAUAAAUGGUCAUGAGAACAGA
This is a messenger RNA of Mastomys coucha (southern multimammate mouse), 1897 nucleotides long. RefSeq names its product seryl-tRNA synthetase 2, mitochondrial (gene Sars2). Gene Ontology annotation, molecular function: ATP binding; tRNA binding; serine-tRNA ligase activity. The coding region runs from base 88 to 1644 and encodes 518 amino acids. Gene Ontology annotation, biological process: mitochondrial seryl-tRNA aminoacylation. The record is from RefSeq and is a predicted model, not a curated record. NCBI's taxonomy places the organism in Eukaryota, Metazoa, Chordata, Mammalia, Rodentia, Muridae. Gene Ontology annotation, cellular component: mitochondrion. The transcript has 16 exons.